Cutaneotrichosporon oleaginosum is the source of this 1775-nucleotide messenger RNA. RefSeq lists its product as uncharacterized. The record is from RefSeq and is a predicted model, not a curated record. Lineage: Eukaryota; Fungi; Basidiomycota; Tremellomycetes; Trichosporonales; Trichosporonaceae. Gene Ontology annotation, biological process: carbohydrate transport; transmembrane transport. Gene Ontology annotation, cellular component: membrane. Gene Ontology annotation, molecular function: carbohydrate:proton symporter activity.
UCCUUGGCCUAAUAUAAGGCGAAGUGCGGAGACCCAGGUGCCCCACACACCGAGAUCAACAUGGUUAACGAUACUGUCGUCCUCGACGAGAAGACCGGACAUAUGGAUGCGGCGGCGCUGCAGAAUGCUGCGGCCGCCGAGGCAGUCGAGCAUAACAUGACGCUGGCAUCGGGGUGGCGAACGCAUCGGCGCGCUAUCUUCUGGUCGAUGGCCCUCUCCUUCGCCCUCAUCAUGGAAGGUUAUGAUGUCGUCGUCAUUGGCUCGUUCUACGGUCACCCAUCGUUCCUACAACGCUUUGGAGUGCCGGCGCCGGACUCGCCUAACGGCUACGUGAUCCCCGCAGAGUGGCAGAGCGCACUCUCGAACGGCUCGAGUGCGGGCGGCAUCAUUGGCCUUCUCAUCAACGGCUGGGCCGCGGACCGCUUCGGGCCCAAGAUCGUCAUGCAGGUCUCGAUCAUCGCACUUACCUGCUUCAUCUUCCUCUUCGUGUUCGCCCAAAGCCUCACAAUGCUUGUCAUUGCCGAGGUGUUCUGCGGCAUCCCAUGGGGAGUGUUCCAGACUCUCACUACGACAUACGCGUCGGAAGUCUGCCCCAUCCAGCUUCGCGGCUACCUCACCGCUUAUGUCAACCUGUGCUGGGGUGUCGGCAUCCUCCUGUCCUCGGGCGUAGUGAAGGCGACGCUGGACAUUGAAGGCGAGUGGUCCUGGCGCCUCCCUUUCACCCUUCAAUGGAUGUGGGUGAUUCCGCUGUUCAUUAUCGUGUGUUGCGCGCCCGGCUCGCCGUGGUGGUUCGUACGCAACAACCGACUUGAGGACGCCGAGAAGGCUCUCCGCCGCCUCACAAACCCAGAAUACGUCAGCGAGCAGGACAUCAAGAACAAUGUCGCAAUGAUGGUCCACACCAACGAGCUCGAGCGCUCCAUCGAAGAGGGCACGAGCUACAUCGAGUGCUUCAAAGGAAUCGACCGCCGCCGCACCGAGGCGUCCAUGAUGGUCUUCGCGAUGCAACUCCUCAGCGGACAAAAUCUCAUCGGGCAGGGCGUUCAGUUCCUCCAGCAGGCAGGCAUUGGCACCAACCUCUCCUUCAGCCUAAACAUGGUCCUCAAUAGCAUGUUUGUCAUUGGCACGUUCUUCUCCUGGAUUGCGCUGUACUUCUUCGGCCGCCGCACAAUCUAUCUUUCCGGCAUGGGCCUGAUGUCCGUAGUGCUCUUCAUUAUCGGCGGCCUUGGCUGGGUGGGCAAAGACUCGCCGCGGGGCACGGACACGACGUAUGCGAUCGGCGCGCUCCUCAUCGCCCUCAACUUCUGCUACAACUCGUCCCUCGGCCCCGUGUGCUACACGCUCAUCGGCGAGCUCUCGUCCACGCGCCUCCGCCAAAAGACAAUUGCGCUCUCCCGCAUCGCGUACCAGAUCAUGAACAUCACCUGCGGGAUUAUCGUGCCGCGCAUGCUCUCGCCGACGUCGUGGAACUGGGGCGCGAAGAGUGGUAUCUUCUGGGGCGCCAGCGCGUUUCUCUGCACCGUGUAUAUCUGGACGCGCAUCCCCGAGACGCGCGGGCGUAGUUAUGCUGAGUUGGACCUGCUCUUCGAGCACCACGUGCCGGCGUGGCGGUUCAAGGGGACCAAGGUCGACCAGUUUGGGACGGACGCUGGGAUUGACAAGCCAGAAGUUGUACACCUCGACUCGAAGCCCCGGGCAGUGCAAGUGGAGCGGGCAACGUAGUGCUUCCGGACUGGAGUGGAGAGUAAUUAUAAAGCGUAUGCAGUCUUUCGAUG